This is a messenger RNA of Dermacentor andersoni, 1696 nucleotides long. RefSeq lists its product as uncharacterized. Gene Ontology annotation, molecular function: protein binding. The record is from RefSeq and is a predicted model, not a curated record. Lineage: Eukaryota; Metazoa; Arthropoda; Arachnida; Ixodida; Ixodidae.
GUGCUAUCGGUGCUCUUGAGACACCGGCUGGCGCCCAUACAUCUUAUUCUUUUUUGGCGUAUAUUCUAGCGGUACGUAUACCCAGCAGCAUGCAAGGCGGCAUCGUCGCAUCGGUUCUCUUGGCUUGCCUUAUCUGCCAAGUCGCCUCCCAGUCUCCUCAAUACGAUGCGGAGAAGCGCGCCCCCCAUGACGUCCGUGCCGCCAUGAACGAGAGUUCGUGCGACAGCGGAGUCUCUGACACGCCCGUCAGCGCCUUCGUUAGCUGGGAGCCGCCGCGGGUUGUCACCAGCCCGAUUGUAGCCUACGUCGUUCACGUCGUCUCAGUCCGGGGCAUCGACAUCCAGGUCCGCGUCGCUCCCAAUGUGACGCAACAUGUCGUGGAUUUCAUGGAAUGCUGGAGCGCGUACAUACUUCGCGUCGAGGCCCAAUUCAAGUCCGGAGAGUCGGCUAUCUCUCGUGCCAUGUUCUACAGCACCGGAGACAGAGAGCGCAGGUUCUUUCCCCAAGAUGUGCGUGCCGUCGAAGACUUGACAAACUGUGAGCACGGAGGCAAGUACGGGUCCGUUCAGCUGCGGUGGAAGCCUGCCCAGCUGGGAAAGCUGAAUGUAACGGGUUACACCGUGGCGAUCUACGCCGACAAAGGCACGACGAACUUUUUCCGCCUUGCCGACGACGCCAGGAGCUUCAAGUACGUCCACGUCAACUGCAAGGGUACCACGGUCAUCGGCGUUUCUGCCACGACUCGAGUGAGCUUGGAGCUGCUCGACUACAACGCGGGCGAGAUCAUCUUCCCGGCUGCCUAUGUAGCAUUCUCCACCGACACCAAGCCGUAUAUUAUUCCUGCAGAGGGAGCUACCACAACUGCCUCAACCACUACCACUGAACAAAGCACUACAAAGCUGAGCACAACUACGGAGCAUGGCACCAAGACUCCGGUCGCUAGCACUGAACACAGCACCACGACCACGGAGCGUCACUACAGCAGCACCAUUUCGAAUGAAGUGGAGCCCGUUUCAACAGGUGUGUCCACCUCUACAAUACUGUGCGCCGUCCUCAUUCCCUUGGCAGUCAUAGUACUGGCAGGGCUCCUCUUCUUCGGCUACAAGAAGUUCAAGCGAGCAGAGGGGCCAGGCCUUCUGAGCACCAGCGACAGCGCCUAGACUACUUCCCGAAAGCUGCACACAAAAUGCGUCUCUCCUGUGUCACUUAUAGUUAGGAGUUUCCUUCAGAACUGAUUCACCGCUCAUUGGAAUGACUGACAAUGCUGCAUGCGACGCCUGCGGCAGGGAAAAAGAGCAGCGUGCUUAAUUAUUGCGCCAAUCUCUCGCAUUGAAUCACAAAGACGAUUUCUGUCCGGCCUAUUGGGACUACACGAUGAUCACCCGCUGCUCAUGCAAGGGCUCUUGGAACACCUUCGCCGCCGAUGGUUGGUGCACGAAGCAGUGAAGGUGCUUUCGUGUUUUUUGAAGGUGGCAGGCCUGUGCGAACGUCUUUGACUGCGUGGCGCUGUCCGCGCGCACGUGCGCAUUCAUCGCUGCUUUCUUUUCCCUUUUCCUUCUUUCUGUGACAUUGUUCUCCUGCCCCUGCAUAGAGUAGCCUUCUUCCUUUAAUGGUGUUGUGUAUAUCGGCGCACAGAAAUUUUGAAUGUGCAGGCUUGUGUCAAUAAACGAACAUCUUGUCUUUCUACCACCGACAA